GUCCGUGGAGUGCAGGCGAAGUCCGCGGCGUGCGGCUCGCGCCAGUGUGUGUGUGUUGUGUACGACUCGCGUCCUGGCGGAGGACCGCACCGGAGGAGCAACGCGUCUCUCCGCUCGUCCCCGCCGCUAGGAUGCUGAAGCACGUGCAGCUGAGCCCGUUCCGGUCGCGCUCGGACACGCUGAGCCUCAGCUCGACCGCCAGCUACUCCAGCCUGGGCAGCCCGGAGCCGCUGCUCUCCAGCCGCUCCUCGUCCUACUCCAGCCUGAGCGAGGCCUCGCCCGCGACCACGAUCAAAGUGUACGCGCGCUGCCUGCGGCCGGACAUCGAGUACAAGACGCUGAGCAUCACGUUCCAGACGACGUGCCGCGAGGUGGUGACCGCGCUGCUCAACAAGUACCGCAUGCGCCACCGGGACCCCAACCUCUUCUACCUCACCAUGGAGGUCACAGUCCGCAAGGCCGGCGUCCGGACUGUCCUGGUGCUGGACGAGGAAGCUAGGCCAGCGGCGUUGCAGUCCUGCCACCCUCGCGGAGACUCCAGGUUCUGCUUGCAGACUCGUCGUGGAGGACUCGUGAAAGUCUACGACAGCGUGCUGAUGCCGGGGUCGCAGUACAAGAGCCUGCUGGUGUCGGAGCGCACAACGGCGGACGAGCUGCUGCAGAUGCUGCUCAACUGCUGCGGCUCGCAGGAGCGCGUCGAGCAGUUCUCGCUGUACGAGUCGUCGCGCGCCCAGGAGUACCAGCGCAAGCUGCACCCCGACGACUGCCCGCUGCGCGUGCAGCAGUGCUGGCCCCUCGACGGCGACCUCCACUUCAUUGUGCGUCGCAACGCCGAGUUCAGGCCGGCGCCGCAGUCGGCUCCCACCUCGCGCAAGAAAACCUGGACACCUGAGCUAUCAUCAAUACCAAGCUCUUCCAGGCAACUGCAGCCGCAAUCUCAGCUGAAUCUGACAUCAGUUGAAAACUCCAAACAUCACUCAAGUUCAUCCUAUUCAGACUAUGAAAACUACUUUUACAUCUGAAGACUGCAGUAAUUCAGCACUGUACACGCACAUCUUAAAAUAUGGUCCAUAGCUGACAUCUCUUCACACGGAAACUAGGAACAACACUU
Molecule: messenger RNA, 1111 nt
Organism: Schistocerca americana (American grasshopper)
Lineage: Eukaryota; Metazoa; Arthropoda; Insecta; Orthoptera; Acrididae
Gene: rau
Exons: 8
Coding region: 132-1022 (296 amino acids)
Biological process (GO): positive regulation of fibroblast growth factor receptor signaling pathway; signal transduction; positive regulation of epidermal growth factor receptor signaling pathway
Source: RefSeq, a predicted model, not a curated record